GCUGAGUAGAAAUAUAGCGGCGCUACAGCCCCUCUAAAAUAGGCCUCGACAUGUCCAUCCUCUCGACCACCGUAGUAAUAUAUUUAAACGCCUAACAAGUUCAAAGUAAAAAAAUGAGUCCAUUCAUUUUGUUAUUUCACAUAAACUAGUGUAAGUCCUGCUUUUAAAUGUAUAGUACGAGUUUUCACAGGGAAUGAACAGUAAAUGAACAUUUUCAGGAUUGUUUUUGCACAAUAUUCGUUGGAAAAAUAAUCAACAAAGCAUCAUCGUGAUGCGAUAUAAAGUUCAACGUUAGGUGACGCCAAAACUCCGGCUCUCGCCCUCAUACCUUGAGUGAUGCAAACGGAGGGAGUCCCUUGUCCCGCUCACGUACUGCAUCGCUGUAGACAUUUAGACAGGCUCUAGAUGUCCCGUCCCGUCUGCGGCAGUCUGCCUCAGCACCUUGCCUGCCCGACAUGCCCUUGGAUAUUACCGGCCCUCCUCUUGCGAGAAACUACUGCAGAAACAUAGCAACCACUAAACACUAACACGGGACAGCGGAGUGAGGCGGAGCGUACCUGGAUUCUUGACACUUUUACCCUGCGUAGGAUUUUUUUUAGUCGCUGUACUUUUUUGUUGUUGUGCUGACUUCCCAAAUCGACGUGUAUGGAUGUAUCAUGGCUACGUUUGCAUGCAGGGUGCAGUUCUUAGAUGAUACAGAUCCAUUUAAUAGCACAAAUUUUCCGGAGCCGACCAGACCCCCACAUUUCACAUUCAGAGAGGAUAUUCCGCUCAUCAAUCAGAUCGCCGGAGUUCACAGACUUCUCAAAGCACCUCACAAGCUUGAUGACUGUGCUUUGCAGUUGUCUCAUAAUGGCAGUUAUCUGGACCUGGAGUCCACCUUGGCUGAGCAGAAAGAUGAACUUGAAGGCUUUCAGGAGGAUGGAGGGAGAGGAAAGAAGCACAGUAUUGUACUUAGAACACAGCUGUCUGUCAGAGUCCAUGCCUGCAUAGAAAAGCUGUACAACUCGACGGGUCGUGAGCUACGAAGAGCACUGUUCUCUCUCAAGCAAAUCUUCCAGGAUGAUAAGGAUCUGGUUCAUGAGUUUGUGAUGGCGGAGGGACUCACAUGUCUUAUUAAAGUGGGAGCUGAAGCUGAUCAAAACUACCAAAACUACAUUCUCAGAGCACUUGGACAGAUCAUGCUGUAUGUAGAUGGAAUGAAUGGGCUUAUCGGACACAAUGAAACCGUACAGUGGCUGUACACACUGGUUGGAUCAAAGUUCCGGUUGGUUGUGAAAACUGCUAUGAAGCUGCUGCUGGUUUUUGUGGAGUACACCGAGAGCAACGCACCUCUCCUCAUCCAAGCCGUCAACAGCGUUGACACCAAACAAGGCUCUAAGCCCUGGUCUAAUGCCAUGGAAAUCCUUGACGAGAAAGAUGGAAUGGACACUGAGCUGCUGGUUUAUGCCAUGACACUAAUCAACAAGACAUUAGCUGGUCUGCCUGACCAGGACUCCUUCUAUGAUGUGGUUGACAGUCUGGAGGAGCAGAACAUGGAGGCUGUUGCCCAAAGACACAUUAGUAGAAAGGGCACAGAUCUGGACUUGGUAGAGCAGUUCAACAUUUAUGAGGCAACUCUUCGUCAUGAAGACGGUGAUGAUGAAGCUCAGUCUCCUCCAUCUGGACAUAAAUGUCGGCGUCGGGCUAGUGUUGGAGCAACACCUGAGAGACGGGGUUUGGAACGACGGCGUAGCCGAAGACAUUCACUCCAGAACGGAAAAGGCCACACUUCUGCUCCAACUUCCCCCUGUCACAGCCAUACACCCAACAUCCUGUCCUUUAACAGCCAGAGGAUAGAAGACAUCAGUGAAAGAGAGGAUGAGGAAGAGGAGGAGGAAAAGGAUGAAGAGUUUCAGAAAGCAGCACUUUCUAGACAGGCAUCUGGAAGCUGUGUGGCAUCAACAGUAGAGGACGCUUCUAGCUUGUGUUUGCCUUUAAGGUGCAUGGUCAACUUCAUUCCAAAUGCUGCUGACACAGAAAAUGCAGAAAAACCUCGGAACAGGUCUGGGAUCAGGGUUAUCCACAAGGCCCCAAUGUCCUCUCCUCCUUUUACCCCCGAUUUUGUCCCCCCGUUAUCACCCAGACUGUCUUCUUGGUCUUCAGUCAGAUCUUUAGGAGCCGUCCCAUCCCAGGGUUCCUCUGUCACCUCCUCAGCCUCCACUUCCCCGGGCGAAGAGCCCCAAUCCCCUGUCCUCCCUCUUCUCUCUUCCAACCUUCUUCAUACUUGCCCAGAGGAUUUGGACGAGGUGUUUGUAGGCACUCUACAGGGUCAAGAUCCAGACAAACACUGCAGUUUGUCAGAUGUUAGUUACCCAAACACACCAUGCAGUUCUUGUGGCAGCAAUGGCAAUGCAAGCACAUAUCCCGGCAGGUCAUCUGGGGUGUCCAGUGCCCUCUCCACACCCUACAACCGCUUCGGUCCUUCAGGAGGUCCAUCUGCAGACAGUAAAGCCGACAGGCCAACUCUGGGUGGAUUGUUGACCUCCUCCUACAGGCAGCACCAAGAAUCUCUGAACGCUGAAAGAGAGCGGAGACGUCUGGAGAGAGAAGAGAGACUUCAACGGAUUGAAAGAGAGGAGAGAAACCGCUUCAAUCGGGAUUAUGCAGACAAGAGAGAAGAGGUCAGACAUGCCCGUGAAGAAAGAUACAAGCAAGUGGAGCGUCUGACAGCAGAGGAAAAAGAAAGGGAACGGCCGAGAACACGUGGUAGAACAGAAAUCACCCUCAGUCUGAGUUCACGCACUUCCAGCAGCUCCUUGUCUCGUUCCGUCACCCCUUUGACUGUAGAUGCUCAAGAGGAGACACGCCCUGUCUCACAUACAGCACAAGGAACUGUGACUGAGAAAAGUUGUACGGUGCAGACAGCAGUUGUGCGUUCUUUAUCAGAACCUCCCUCUGCAUCUCCACCAGUGUCCCCAUCGCAACCAGAGGAGCAACAGAGACCUGUCGACCCAUCCGACAUCAUUCUAUCUCUAUCUCCAACAAACUCUGAACCAGAAAGAACAGAGAAAGGGGAGAAAAAAGAGGAUGCUGAAGCAGAGGAGUGUGAGGAAACAGUGGUGGGUGAAGUGCAAGAUGAAAAGAAGGAAGAACCAGAAGGAAACUUUGAGGAUGAGACUAAUGUGACGGGUGCAGAAGACUGUGAGAGGGAGAAGACGUUGGAUAGAGAAGUAGAGGAGAGUGCCAUCCUAAGUGAAAAGGAGAAGCAGAAUGAAGAACUGAAUGAGAAAGAUAACUGCUCUGCCUCCAGCAUCUCUUCAGCCAGCAGCACUCUGGAGAGAGAAGAAAGAGAGGAGAAACAUGUCAGUGACAGCAACUCAGGUCAAUGGGCAGACUGUAUAAAUACAGCAGACAACAACGAUCAGUGCAACAAAGUUCUUAACAGCAAACGUUUCAUGCUGGACAUGCUGUAUGCCCAAAACAAGGAAGGAGAGGAAGAUGAGAAAGAAAAGGAGAACGAAAAUGAGAAAUGUUUAGGUCAGGACUCUACUGUGACAAGCCUUGCUAGCCGAAUUUCCACUCUGGAAUCACAUCGGCAGACAUGUGAGGACAACUUGAAGAAACUGGAAGUGGAGCAUCUGGAAAACCAGGGCAGCGUGCGGGCUGUAGCUGAGAAAUUUGGAGAUUUGGUCAAAGGCAUGUUAUCACCUCAUGACUUGGAGAAUUGUGGGAAGGAAAAGCAGCAAACACAGGAAAAGCCUCCACCUGCUCCAUCACCAGCACCCCCAAAAAAGGAGUCGGACCACAUAUGGGACCAGCUAAUGGCAACGCCACGGGAGCUUCGUAUCAAAGAGCUGGAUUUCACAGACUUGGGAGAGGAGGACGAUGUGGAUAUUUUGGACGUGGGGAACAUGAUUGGGUCAGGUGACCUCACUCCACCUCCUCCACCACCGCCCUGCUUGCCCAACCUUCCUCCCCCGCCACCUUUAUUUGGAUGCCCUCUGCCUCCCCCAGUCCCUGGCAUGAUGAUGCCCCCUCCACCACCCUUUUUGGCGUCAAAACCUCCAGCACAAUUGGGAUCUCCUCAGCUUAGUCGAGGAGAACCACCGCUCUUCCAAAAGAAGAAGAAGACCAUCAGGCUAUUCUGGAAUGAGGUGAGACCGAUUGACUGGCAGUACACCAACCACAAGAGAUGCAAGGAGUCACUCUGGUCCAAACUGGAUCCCAUCAAACUGGACACAGCCAAAUUGGAAAACCUCUUUGAGACGAAAUCUAAGGAGCUGCCAGUUACAAAGAAAACAGCAGCAGAUGGUAAGCGUCAGGAGAUCAUCAUUCUGGAUUCCAAAAGAAGUAAUGCUAUCAACAUUGGCCUGACGGUCCUGCCGCCUCCUCGCACCAUCAAAACAGCCAUCCUCAACUUUGAUGAGUACGCCUUGAGCAAAGAGGGCAUAGAGAAAAUCCUCACCAUGAUUCCUACGGAGGAGGAGACACAGAAGAUUCAGGAGGCCCAGCUGGCGAACCCCGACACUCCGCUGGGCAGCGCAGAGCAGUUCCUCCUCAUUUUGUCCUCCAUCAGUGAGCUGUCCGCCCGCCUGCAACUCUGGGCCUUUAAGAUGGACUAUGAUGCUUUAGAGAAGGAAGUAGCAGAACCACUACAGGACCUAAAAGAGGGCAUGGACCAAUUAGAAAAGAAUAAAACGUUACGCUCUAUCCUUUCGACUCUGCUAGCUAUUGGCAACUUUCUCAAUGGGACCAAUGCUAAAGGCUUUGAGUUGAGUUAUCUAGAGAAAGUUCCUGAAGUGAAGGACACGGUUCACAAACAGUCUCUACUGCAUCAUGUCUGCUCGAUUGUUGUGGAGAAGUUUCCAGAGAGCACAGAUCUUUACUCUGAGAUUGGAGCCAUUACUCGCUCUGCUAAGGUUGACUUUGAUCAGCUUCAGGAAAACCUGUGUCAAAUGGAACGGCGCUGCAAAGCAUCCUGGGACCACCUGAAGGUCAUCUCCAAACACGAGAUUAAACCAGCCCUUAAACAGCGAAUGUCCGACUUCCUCAAAGACUGUGCAGGAAGAAUUAUCAUCCUUAAAAUUGUCCAUCGUCGUAUCAUAAACAGGUUUCACUCAUUCCUGCUAUUUCUGGGCCACCCACCAUACGCCAUUAGAGAAGUGAGCGUCCACCGCUUCAGCAAGAUUCUGAGUGAGUUUGCUCUUGAGUACCGAACCACCAGAGAGCGAGUGCUGCAGCAGAAACAGAAACGAGCCAAUCAUCGUGAGAGGAACAAGACCCGCGGCAAAAUGAUCACAGAGAGUGAUGAGGAAGAGGAGGAUGAGAGUGGGAAGUUUGCAGGAAGUCCUAUGGAGGGUCAGGAGUGUCAACCGCAGGGUUUGGGCUACACAGAGGACGUGACUGAGCAUGAGCAGAUGACCGCAGUGCUUUGUACCAGCCUGCAGGGUGGCGAUAGUCCAUCAUCUGUCCUUCCUGGCCUUCGCACACGGACCCGAGCCACUCGAGGUCAUACAGCACUUUUGUCCACUGCAAAUGAAGACACUUCUAAUUGCACAAAUGACACAGCAGAUGAGAUCAUGGAGCGGAUUGUGAAAUCAGCCACUCAGGGCCCCAGUCAGAGAACACAGCCUCGUGAGAGGAGACGUUCCAGAGCAAACCGCAAAUCCUUGAGAAGAACACUGAAGAACGGUCUUACCCCGGAGGAGGCACAGGCUCUGGGUUUGGCCAGCGGCUCUGAGAUGCAGGUGUGAGACAGCAGACGCUCAGGGUCUGGACAAAUAAUAUGAGCUGGACACACAUGUUUGCUUGAUUCUGGAGCAGGUGCAUGUUUCUGGGUUUGUCUUUUACUGUGGACAACUGAUAUUCUCACAGGAGAAAGGGAUUAUAAUUACUAACCCAUCAUACUAUGCUUAUCCUUGGGCGUGUAGUCAAACCUUUAUUAGCUUCACUUGCAUUUGCAUAUUGUCCCAGCGUGGAAUGAUUGAAACCACUCAGGUGCACGUCCACCGUUCCUGCUCUUUACCAGUGGACUGUUAACUUGAGUUCCCAAAUGUUAUUUUAAUGCAUUUUUGAAAGAAAACAAGCACAGUUGCUGCGCAACUUCCUGAUGCACAAUGUUUCUAGACGCUCACACAUACACAGAGAAUGCUUGUCUAGUUCUCCAGUACAAAGGCAAAUAUCCAUCUCUUACCGCUGUGGCCUUUAAAAUAAACCCAAAAUAAUUUUGUUGGUA
Danio rerio (zebrafish) is the source of this 6217-nucleotide messenger RNA. Lineage: Eukaryota; Metazoa; Chordata; Actinopteri; Cypriniformes; Danionidae. The record is from RefSeq and is a predicted model, not a curated record.